Messenger RNA from Sciurus carolinensis (gray squirrel), 4236 nucleotides. RefSeq names its product KDEL endoplasmic reticulum protein retention receptor 3 (gene Kdelr3). The record is from RefSeq and is a predicted model, not a curated record. NCBI's taxonomy places the organism in Eukaryota, Metazoa, Chordata, Mammalia, Rodentia, Sciuridae. Gene Ontology annotation, biological process: protein retention in ER lumen; endoplasmic reticulum to Golgi vesicle-mediated transport. Gene Ontology annotation, molecular function: ER lumen protein retrieval receptor activity. Gene Ontology annotation, cellular component: endoplasmic reticulum; cis-Golgi network; membrane.
AGGCGGGACCUCCCGGCGGCGCCGCUUCCUGGCUCCCACCUCGCGCGGCGGCCGGCCUGGCCACGUCACCGACGGGCCAAGGGUGCGUGGCGGAGGCGCGCGGCGGGUCGGGCGCGCGCGGAGCUGGGAAGGAGGCGCGGGCAGGGGCCUGGGGCACCGUGAGGCCGGGCCCGGGGACGUGGCAGCCGCCCCGCGCGCCAGAAAGUUUCCUGGAAGUUUGCUGGGUGCGGGCGCAGCGCCGGCGGGCUGCACCAUGAACGUCUUCCGAAUCCUCGGCGACUUGAGCCACCUCCUGGCCAUGAUCUUGCUCCUGGGGAAGAUCUGGAGGUCCAAGUGCUGCACCGGCAUCUCUGGAAAGAGCCAGAUCCUUUUUGCUCUCGUCUUCACCACCAGGUACCUGGACCUCUUCACCAACUUCAUCUCCAUCUACAACACCGUCAUGAAGGUGGUUUUCCUCCUCUGUGCGUAUGUCACCGUGUACAUGAUCUAUGGGAAAUUUCGGAAAACAUUUGACAUUGAGAAUGACACAUUCCGCCUGGAGUUUCUUCUGGUUCCAGUCAUCGGCCUUUCCUUCCUGGAGAACUACAGCUUCACACCACUGGAGAUCCUCUGGACCUUCUCCAUCUACCUGGAAUCGGUGGCCAUCCUGCCCCAGCUCUUCAUGAUCAGCAAGACUGGGGAGGCGGAGACCAUUACCACUCACUACUUGUUCUUCUUGGGGCUGUACCGGGCCCUCUACCUGGCCAACUGGAUCAGGCGGUACCAGACUGAGAACUUCUAUGACCAGAUCGCGGUGGUGUCAGGAGUGGUGCAAACCAUCUUCUACUGUGACUUCUUCUACCUGUACGUUACCAAAGUACUUAAAGGAAAGAAGUUAAGUCUUCCAAUGCCAAUUUGAGGGCCUUCAAAGAUGACCUACACCUUAAUAAGGACAUGGAACAAGCCAUUUUGAUUAAUUCUCCUUGGUGACUUACCCAUGACUGGGGACCAAAUAUUAAAAUUAAAGCCAGAAAAAUGCCUACUAUGGAUUUCAGCAAAGCACUGCUCAUUCUAUCUAGACCUUGUCAGCAGGAUCUUCCAAUACCCGUGGCACAGGUAACAAGCAGCUGGGGCCAUGUGCACAAGUACAAGGCUUCUGGGUACCUGGAAAGAGAAACCUCAAGGAGCCUGAUCCACAGAUGGAUCGAAUUAAUAUUAGCACAACUCAAGCUGGGAAAGGUCAAUGUGGAGCAAUGCCCACGGGAGAAUGCCCCACCUGGACAGCUAUAUUGGGGGCAUGUUCCCAUAGACUUCACUUUAAGAGACCAAACUGGUAAGGGUAAAAUCAUAGCCAGUCAGCAAGAGCUAACUGUUACUUCACUUUAACACUGCCUUCAAGCCAUAAGCAACCAAAUUCAUCAGCUCUGGCAAGGGUAAAUAGUUCUGUGUCCCCUCCUCACCUGGUUGAAGUCUUAUUCAAAGGUCACAGGAGCCCUUCACUCCUUAAUCCUAACUACUGCUUGGGUGGGGCACCAUCAGCAAGAUCACCAUUUUCCUGAUGAGCUAGAUGCCCAAGCACUUACCCUGGGUCUUGUUUUGUGACUCAAAUUCUUUAAGACUAAUCAACCCCACCUUCCUUUCAGUUUAGAUGCUAAGGUGAUUAGCCACCCCACACACCCAACUUUUGUCUAGAAGCAAAAGCUAAGAGAACUGCAUUGAGUUACUCAGAGAAAUUUUAAGGAAUAAAAAGCCCACACCUUAUUGUCAACAGUUUUUAUUUAUUUAUACCUACAAAAGAAAACAAGAUGGUAUCAAAAGGACAAUUUACAAACUAAUAGUAACAUAGCUCUUAGCAUCCUGUGCCUGAACAUCACACAUCUACAAAUCUUUCAAGUCUUAAUGCAACAGGAAUGUGUUCAGAGACCAGCAAGGACAUGUGUAUAGAGAGCACUGAUCCCAAGCAAAAGCCACCAACCUUUUAGAUGAGAGAAGUCCGCACAAUGACUUGUUAGGAGGAACUGGGGAGAAGCAGCCCGUGGUUUAAUACUGAAACCCUUUCCCUAAAUGAGUUUCAACCAUGAAUGCAGUAACCAGCAUCAAGAGAGCAUUUGUCAGAAAUUCAUCAGAGAGUUAUACAGAAAAAAACUGCUAAACUUCAGCUGUGCUCAGGCCACAAGAGCUUGUGAAAUUUGGAAUUUGCUAUUUUUUCAUUUUAAGAAAAGGGAAAGCAAGCAAUCGGACUACUGCUUGUAUACACAGACCUUUCCCUGAAAACGGAUGCUUUCAGGAGCUGCAAUAGAGUAGGACGUCCCCUGUGGUGGAAUCUCUUAUGUUUAAAAACAACAACAACAACAACAACAACAAAAAAAAAAAAACCAGAAUUUGGUUGUAGAAAGAAAUGUCCACAACAGACUGAUCAGUGCUUAGAUACCUUCUCUUUGGGGAGGGAUGGGGUGAGAUGGCGGGAAGACACAACACUUUGGUUUAAAAGCACAGAACAGUUUUGCAUAUUUCUUCUGUGCCCACCAUCCUCCUUGGCCUCUACUUUUUAAAGAUGGGGGAACAAAAAGAGCAGUAAAGAAGGAAGUGGAAAAUAAAAAGGAUGCCAAAGUUUUUACAUGCAUACAUUUCAGCUUAUGCUGACAACCUACCUGGUAUGUUGCACAUUGAAUCAAUACUUUCAGAACCCCUCAGAAACCAUCCCUUCUCUCUCCCUGAAGGAUUUUAAAAGGAAAACAAAAACAAAAAACCUCAAGUAUUUCAAUUUUUAGAUCUUACAAACCAGCAAGCACAUUCAGGCCAUAGCCUGAGAAUAGGAAGGGAGCCUUCCUCCUGCACUGUGAUACUGGUAACAGCAUAAAAAUGAACAGUUCCACCACAAUAGGUAUGGAAGGGGCUUCUGGGAUGGCCUGCCUGCCUGCCUAUGGUUCUGGUGAACACAAAAGAGUAUUCUUUCCAGGUCCAUUAGCUGUUGAAGUCUUAGUAAGAUAGUAUCACUAUGAAGGGGACCCACCCACCUACCUUCACAUAGAGGAAAAGUAAAAAGGACUUGGACUUAAGUCCUCCAGGACAUUUCCUAAGCACUACCUACCUGUGAAAAGCUGAGUGCAAAGGGACGCUGAGGACAGCGUGUGCCUCCAGAAGUGUUAGAAGCGCUGCAGGACAGAGCGCGAGAGCUCAGGGGUGCCUAAGAGUGUCUGCUCAAGAUAACUUGGCCAAAGGGGCAGAGUGAGCGGCAAAGAGCUGCUUUUACCCUAGUUCUACAAAUACUGAGUUUAAAAGGAAAAUCUGCCUCCAUUUUGAAUACAAUGUUUAUCAUUAAAGGUGCCUUACACACUGCAGGUGAAUGCAGAGGCUCAACUACUUAAAAAAGUAAAUUUCCAGUGAGCACUGACAUUCAUUUGCUCACAGCAACAGUCUGGCUAGAAAUUAAUUUCAUAGAUGGUCCCUGCUUAAAUGGGGAAGAAAACAGGCAGGUUUUCACCCCAAUGCCAAGAUGCUGCAGUUUAACCAAUGCGAUUAACGCUUGGGUUUUUAAUUUAAAAGAAUUAAACUGAGACUCAGCAAUUCAAUUCUAACCUGACAUUAAACUCACCAGUUUUAUCAGUAACUGGGGCGGGGGGGGGGAGGCAGACUUAAGGGAGAGAAAAUCAAUUAAAAAUGUAACUGUCAAAUGCACUCAAGCCAUCAGCCAAAAUGACAAUGGCAAAGCACGAUCUUAAAACCAUCAGGCCCAAGGAACCCUGGAACCCUGAUCCAACUUGAGAAAUGCUUUAAAAAAAAAAAGAAAAAAAAAAAAAUCGUCAUGGAAAAUGUGCAGGUUUAUCCCUCUUGGUUUUCUAACCCAGUGAUGAGAGCAAUUCACAGCACAGAUGCCAUCUUCUUCUGCAGGACAAUCCAGCCCUCCCCCCACCCUCCCCACAAACUCAGGACAACAAAAAAGGGUUCCCACAAAAGGGCCUCCUAAUACCUUACUUUUUUCUUUUAAGAUGAAAAAUAGCUCAAAUAUCCUCAACAUGCAAGAAGUUGGGGGAAGAAAUUUUCCUCUUCUAGUCAUUAUAUAUAUAUUUUUACAAAAUCAGUUAUUACAGACUGGAUUAUAUUUGGGGACAGGGGGCAGAAGAAACCUGGCAGUGAAUUCUAACUAAUCUGCAUGAAAAGACAAAUCACAAUGGUUGGGAGGGAAAAAAAACCCCAAUAAUUAAAAAAAAAAAAAAAAAAAAAAAAAAAAAGGUAAAGAAAAAAGCAGGGGGAAAG